Molecule: messenger RNA, 1863 nt
Organism: Naumovozyma castellii
Lineage: Eukaryota; Fungi; Ascomycota; Saccharomycetes; Saccharomycetales; Saccharomycetaceae
Gene: IES1
Product: Ies1p
Exons: 1
Coding region: 1-1863 (620 amino acids)
Source: RefSeq, a predicted model, not a curated record
AUGGCUGGUAGAGUAUACGACCCCAUUCAUGAUACUUUUCAAGAUACAACGGUAACGGACACAUCACCUCCUGUAAUAAGCCAACGACCAGUACCUAGUUCUCUGCCAGUGGAAUCUCACGACGACAUUGACACAGGAGAAUCCACUCAAAGUGAUAAUGAAGAAUCGUUACACUUAUUAAAUUUUAAACCAUCACAGAUUCAAUAUGACACCCCCGUUAGAAAGAUUAAAGACACGGGGAAGUAUAAUCGUCAUUUAAAGAAACCAGAUGGGGAAUUCUUUUCCCGUGAAGAUCUUCAAUUCACUCUACUUACCAAACUUUUCAGUGAUGAGAGACCAAUUUUCACUAACAUAUACAAGGAAUUUUAUCAUAAUGCGAUGGUACCAUUGACCAACGAUACAAAUCGUAUCCUGAAUGUCACAGACGUUGGAUAUGAUGCCCGUAAAUUUGUAUUCAAUGAUAAAUUAACAUUUUCACAAAUAUAUGCACUAACGUUGUCCACCUCCACAAAGUGUUCCAAGAUUCUACGUGAUAAACUAUUACUAGAUCCCCAAGUGGCCUUUUCCACAUGCAUCCUAUCCUUCUUAGUCAACAUUGGUAGACUAAACACGACUAUAAAUUUUUAUCUGGAAAUGACUUCACAAUUACGGACUUUCCAUAGUGUUCCCUGUUUGCAAUACGGCGUAGAGGAUCCCAAAUCAUUGCAAGAUACACCUAGAUUGAAGUCGAUCCUGAAGAAUCUACCAUUAGGGAAUCAGCCCAUCUUUCUGGCAGAUCUGUACCGUGGUGAGAAGACGAAAGAGAGGUUUAAUAUUGUCAAUUUGAUAUUUGCAUUAUGUGAUAACGUUGGAUUAAUCAAUUCUGAAUUAUUUUUAAAAUAUUUAAAUUUCCCACCGGAAGAUAAGAAUAAUGUCAAUCUUUUCAGAUUGUUGGACUAUUCCGAUUAUGAACCUUCGGAUAGAUGUAAUAUUCUUUUGUGGUUAUUUUAUAUUCAUUUAGAGACUGAUUUGACCCCUUCAGCGAUUCAAGAAUCCAUUAAACUUUUCAAUCAAGGGGAAACGGGUGAUAUUGCAUUGUUACCUUUGAGACGCGCCAAGUAUAUGUAUGAUGUGGAUCCUAGAGAUGAGUAUGAAUUUGGUAUAGAACAAAAGGUCAAGAGAGAGGAAUUUAUGAAAUUUGCUUCUGCAAGGAAGGGUAAAGAGGAGCAUCUUAAUAAAGUGACUGAAAAAAUUAAAAAUAAAGUUAUUAAACCGGAUCCUACUAAUGAGACUAAUAAUUCUACAGAUUCAGCAAUGAAUGAUAUUAAACCUAAACAAAAAAGGAAAAGAAGAAGCAAAGUAGUGGAUGAGGGAAAAAACGAUGCAGGCAUUAUUAUAAUAGGAGAUCCACAUUCGCCAGUCAAAACGGAACAACCAAAAUUGGAGGAGGACCACUUAAUGGGAGAGAAAGAGUAUAAUUUCAUUGAGGUUACUGAUUCAAGGAAGAUCGCCAAGCAGAACGUGCUGAAUCUAAAGAUUGCCAAUAUGGUGGAUGUCGAUAGAAACACCAUUGUCCUUGAUAAUGGUAGUGUUAAGAAAACUCAGGAAGAAUUGUCUCAUGAUUUAAGAGAAUCGCAUAAAUACGUCAAACUAAAAAGAGAUGAUGUUGGAUUAUUAAAGAUAUUUUAUGAGUAUGAAGACAUUCCAUUGGCGUCACUAAUGGGUGUCCGUGGUAAGAGAAGAAAGAAAUAUAAAGAUCACUUACUAGGAUACGAAACAGAUUACUUGAAGGAUUUCCAAGUCGCAAAGAAGAUAAUGGUGGAAAAACUUCAUGAUGAUAAUGAAAAUAUAGAUGUAGAUACUUCCCCCAUGUUUAGAUUGUAA